Molecule: messenger RNA, 1768 nt
Organism: Temnothorax curvispinosus
Lineage: Eukaryota; Metazoa; Arthropoda; Insecta; Hymenoptera; Formicidae
Product: CLIP domain-containing serine protease 2-like
Exons: 5
Coding region: 305-1459 (384 amino acids)
Biological process (GO): proteolysis
Molecular function (GO): serine-type endopeptidase activity
Source: RefSeq, a predicted model, not a curated record
AAGGAGCUUAGUCGAUUGGCGACUCACAAGCAGCCGAUUAGUACUGGUUUUGGUCUGACCCGUGAUACACCUCGGAUUGAGUGCGGACUUGUCACGAGAAACCGACGCGAAUAGCGAGUGGGAUUUAUCGCAUUGCUCAACAAAGGGCGAGCUCUCUGACCGAAGCGCGCUAAUCGGUAAGAACCAUCGGAGCAAAAUAGGAAAAUCCCCGGCUUGCACUGAUCCGUGAUAGAGAGAAGAGAGAAGAGGGAUCGAAAGAAGAAUAGCCAGAAAGUAAUUUCGAGAUUGAUUGGCGAAGAGUUGUAUGCUGAUACCACAAAUAAACAUGAUGUUCAUCGGGACGCUCGUCCUUUUCCUCGCUCUAUCAACAAUCGAUGCACAGAUAAGGUGCUCGAAUGGAAGUGCUGAUUGCAUUAACAUUCGCAAUUGUCCAGAGAUUAUAACAAUUCUGAGAGGUCCAAGACCACUUUCGGCAGAGGCGUUGCGAACUCUUAGAAACUCACAAUGUGGCUUUGAGGGCAUUUACCCAAAGGUUUGUUGCAACCAGGCAACAACAACGACGACGACAGCCCCAGACACUGAUCCAAGUCCACCAGAUGUAACAAAUCACCCGAAACUACGUCUAUUGAAUCAUGUAGCGUGCGGGCCUAUCAACCAGCAGAAGGUGGUCGGCGGCAGCAAAACUGGAAUUUUCCAGUAUCCAUGGAUGGCGUUAAUCGAAUACGACACCGGAAGACCGAAUCCGGAAUUUCUUUGCGGCGGCACGAUCAUCUCCUCGCGUUAUAUCCUCACCGCUGCUCAUUGCGUCAUGUCACUUCCAGCGGGUCGCAGAUUAAUAGGCGUCAGAAUAGGAGAUCACGAUAUAAGCAAGGAACGUGAUUGCGAGAGAGAUAACAAUGGGCAAGAGGUUUUUUGUGCCGAGCAGUCGGAGCAGUAUCAGAAUUUCGGCGUGGAUAGCGUCCACUUCCAUCCGGAUUACACGAGAACGAACCUGCACAAUGACAUCGCGCUUAUCAGAUUGAACGAUUCCGUAAACUUCACGCCUAGGAAUGCCAAGCCCAUUUGUCUGCCCUUUGGUACUGCGGCGAUACUAAAUAAUAAAAAGGCUGUAGUGACCGGCUGGGGCGUGACGGAAUUGGGUCUGCGCAGUCAGGACCUCCUGCAGGCGAAGUUGCCGCUGAUGAACAAUGACCAGUGUAAAGAAAUAUACAAACGGACCACACAGAUUUGGUACAAGCAGUUGUGUGCCGGCGGCCAAAUGAACGUGGACUCCUGCUUCGGCGACAGCGGUGGACCUCUUCAAGCGGGUGGUAUAUACAACGGCAGGUCAGUUCGCAUCAUCCAACACGGCGUAGUCAGCUUCGGACUGGACAGACAGUGCGGCACCGAGGGCUUCCCCGGAGUCUACACCAAAGUCGCUUACUACAUGGACUGGAUCCUUAACACGAUGACAGAUUAAAGUGCGACUGAAACGUUGCGGAACGCAAGUUUUUCACAAUACUUCUAAUCUACGUGUUUGAGAUAUACUGAUGCAAACGCGGUAAUCGAUCGCGAGAUGAGAAUGAGAACAUAAAUUUCACGAGGCAUUCGAGAGACAAAUAAAAUUGAAAUUCGAAAUAUUGGCAGAACAAGUAAAAUUGCAGCGGCAGAAAAUGAUUAUAUUUGCAAUUUUUGUGGAAAUAGGUGAUUUAGGCGUCUAGAAAAGUGGGUCCAUAAGUGAAUACCGUUGGUGCGUGUUAUUAAUAAAAUAAUUAUUGUUGACUUUAAA